AUGGGCUUACUGACGCUGAUCAAUUUAUGUUUUGUUAGACAGGAAUUGCUGGCAUGGCUUAAUAACCUGCUGCAGCUGAAUCUCACCAAGAUUGAGCAGUGUGGAACCGGUGCUGCCCUCUGCCAGAUCUUCGAUUCGAUUUUCAUGGAUGUUCCUAUGUCCCGGGUCAAGUUCAACGUCAACACUGAAUAUGCUUACCUUCAGAACUUCAAAGUUCUUCAGAAUGUCUUCGCCCGUCACCAGGUCAACAAACCUAUCCCCGUCCAAUCCCUUACAAAGUGCCGCAUGCAGGACAACCUUGAGUUCCUCCAAUGGGUUAAGAAAUACUGGGACCAGCACUACCCCGGUGGUGAAUACGAUUCCGUCGGUCGACGCAAGGCGUCCGGCGCCCCUGCUUCCGUCGGUGGCGCCCCCGCUUCACGCGCCCCAUCUGCCAGCAGCGCACGCCGUGGAGUGACCCCAACAACUGGCGGCGUCCGUCCCCGCGUUGCCGUCGGCGCGGCCAGUGGAGCAGCGGUGGCUGCCCUACAACAGGAGGUCUCGACACAGAAGGAAGCUAUCGCAGGGUUGGAGAAGGAGCGUGACUUCUACUUUGCCAAGUUGCGCGAUAUUGAGCUGCUGCUCCAGAGCGCCAUUGAAGCCGACCCCGAGCUCGAAAAGGAGGAAGAUACGCUUGUUAAGCACAUCCAGGGCAUUCUAUACUCGACCGAGGACGGCUUUGAGAUUCCCGCUGAAGGAGAGGAGGGUGCGGCCGACGAGCUCGAGACUUUUUAG
Molecule: messenger RNA, 774 nt
Organism: Penicillium robsamsonii
Lineage: Eukaryota; Fungi; Ascomycota; Eurotiomycetes; Eurotiales; Aspergillaceae
Gene: eb1
Product: microtubule-binding protein BIM1
Exons: 5
Coding region: 1-774 (257 amino acids)
Biological process (GO): regulation of microtubule polymerization or depolymerization; protein localization to microtubule plus-end; spindle assembly
Cellular component (GO): cytoplasmic microtubule; microtubule plus-end; microtubule organizing center
Molecular function (GO): microtubule plus-end binding
Source: RefSeq, a predicted model, not a curated record